Molecule: messenger RNA, 3650 nt
Organism: Drosophila takahashii
Lineage: Eukaryota; Metazoa; Arthropoda; Insecta; Diptera; Drosophilidae
Biological process (GO): proteolysis
Molecular function (GO): serine-type endopeptidase activity
Source: RefSeq, a predicted model, not a curated record
AUGAGAAUAAGAGCCAGCCUGUUGGCAGUUGUACUGCUGGCCACAGCCUCCUUGGCCGCCGAGGAGUCCAGCUGGGGCAACGAGUGGGCGCCCAUGGAGGAUGCCACACCCAGCCGUAGAUCCGUCGAUACCAAACCCGCCGAGCAAGCGGACAUCCAGGGACGCUACCUGGUCCACGAGUCCAUCCAGAGCAACAGCACCACCCAGAUCGAUGAGGUCAUUGAACAGCUGAUCAACUCCCGCCGGGAGGGUCGCAACCUGGGCGAAUACGAUGCCGUCUAUGCCGAUGGAAACAUCGAUCAGGCUCUCCAGCAGGGAAAUGAUCUGCAGGCCCGCAAUCUCAUCAGGGAUAAGCUGUGUGGUUUGGGACUCAUGAGCUGCGACGUGGAGGAGAAACGUCCCUUCUACUCGACCAUUUAUGCCCAAGGUCCUCCACCACCAUCUGGUUUCGCCGGUGGUCCCUAUGGUCCAGCCAAGCCCAUGCCACCACCCAGCUACUUCAGUGGUCGUCCGCCAAUGGGAGGUCCUCCCGGAUCGUACGGACCUCCGCCCAGCUCCUUUGGACCUCCUCCGAGUUCCUUGAACUCCUUUGGACCUCCCAGGAAGGUGGGCUACGAGGGACCCUACAAGCCAAUGUCUGGACCUUAUAGGCCAACCGGAAACGGCGGCUAUCUGGAGCAUCCUCCACCAUCCGCCAUCGAUGGCUCCUCGGACGGCAUCACCUACACGAAGCCACCACCCGGAGCUCUGAUCUACGACAGCAAGCCACCGGGACCCAUUUACACCGGAUCUGGACCCGUUUUCACUGGCUCCUCGAAUGGAGUUCCCCCUUAUAACUUUGAGAACCCUGAGGGUGGCAUCCAGGGUGCCCAGUCUGCUCCCAAUGGCUUCUACUCGCAGCAGCAGUCUUCCGCCUCCUCCUCGUCGGCCACUUCCUCCAGCACCAAGGUGGUGGUGGGAGCACCACUCGAUGCCCUGCAGCAGCAUGUGCACCAUCACUACCACCAUGUGGAGGGAGCCGAGGGAGCCAAGGUGCCCAGCGUCCCCAUUCCCAUUGGAGCCGGCCAGACCAUCAACACGGACUUCAGUGCUCUGGCUCAAUCCUCGGCCACUUACACUCCUUCGAUUCAGACCUCUUCCGGAUCUUCCGGCUACUCCCAGUCGAAUGCCUUCAAUGCCGGUUUCAAUGGCGCCUCUCAGGGCGGACUCCUUUCCCAGAACGGCUUCGGGAUCUCGCAGAAACCUACCGGGGAUCUGUACAAACCCAACUCGGGACUGGGAAGCUUUGGCAACAGCGCCUCGGGAGGAUUCAGUGGCUCGCCCAGCUCCAGCUACCACAGCCAGAACCCCGAUUACUACAAGAAGGAACUGCAGGGCGGUGCCUCCAAUCAGUACAAUGGCAUCUCAGGUGGUUACCAGGCACAGGGACUAGGACAAGGACAAUACCAGGGUGGCUAUGACACCGCCCGCCAGCAGAUCGUCGACUGCCAGUGUGUGCCCAUCUCCCAGUGCCCCGCCGCCGAUCGCAUUGGACGCAAGGAGGACCUCAUUCUGCCCAUCGAUCCCCGCAACCUGGGCAAGGAUAUUGAAGCUCUAAGUGACGAUGCUCUGUCCACCAAUGCCACUGCUCCCGUGGAGGGAAAGAAGGCCGAGGAGAAGUCGGACAAGGAUGACAAGAAGCGCACUCGUCGCCAGGCUGAUGAGCAGAAGGAUGAGGAGGCCAGCGAUCUGUCGCUCGAUGCUCAAGGGAGACAGUCGCCGCUCGGAGGAUCCCCGUUGGCAUUGCCCGCCCUCCAGGCCAUCGAGCUGAUCCAACGGAAAGUGCUGCCCACCUAUGGUGUGAGCUUUGGUCUUCCCUAUCCCACCGGGGGCUAUGGAGGUUAUCCCUCGAAUGUCCUGGGUGAUCAUGUGCCCGGCCAGAACCCCUACUUCGGUUCUGUGGGUCCGAAUGGCCUCAAUCUCGGUCUGGUGAAUGUGAAUCCACUGGUUUCGGUCCAGGUGGCCAAGACGGAGUAUGGCGAGAAGGUGGUGAAGCCACUGGUCAAUCUCCAUGUCACCCCGAAUGCUAAUCUCAUCCAGAAAGUGGGAGAUUUCUUCAAGCGAAAGCCCACGGAAGCAUAUAGCACUCAUUAUCACCACCACGAUCACUACAGUGGCUAUGAGCAUCACGACUACGAUCACCAUGGUCACCAUGAUCAUCAUGACCACCACUCGUAUCCCCACUUCUAUGGAGGAUCUGGUCCCGGUCCGCAUUUCAGUGUGGAAAUGGUGCCGAGUACUCCGAUCUUUGAGUACCACAGUGGGCCUACGCAGUAUCAUCAUCACCACGAAUCUCCUGCUCCCUACGAGAGCUCCUUCAACUCGAUAUACCCCGGUUCAAGUCCCGAUUUCGGGGACUUUGGCGAGUACUCGCAGCAUGUGGAACGCAGUGCCAAUGUGAGCGGAGGAGAUGGGAAUCCCGCUAGUCGUCGUGGCAAGCAGUUGAACCUGGGACCGCUCUACAACAUACCCACUCCUGCCCCCGGCGAGGCUGCAGGCAGUGAUAGGAUCACAUUCCCCCGCGAUCGCAGGCGCCGGAGCGUUGAGGAUGGUGGUGUGUGGGCGGGAGCAGCUCCCGAGGAGCAGCGCGCCUAUUAUGGCAACCGACCCGUGGAGAAGACCUGCCGCAUCAACGAGGUCUGCUGCCGUCGUCCACUGCGUCCCCAGGCUCCUCCCCAGCAAUUCGGUCGCUGUGGCGUGAGGAAUGCCGCCGGCAUCACCGGUCGCAUCAAGAAUCCCGUCUAUGUCGAUGGAGACAGCGAGUUCGGCGAGUAUCCCUGGCAUGUGGCCAUUCUGAAGAAGGACCCCAAGGAAUCGAUCUACGCCUGCGGUGGCACCCUUAUCGACGCCCAGCACAUCAUCUCCGCUGCCCAUUGCAUUAAAUCUCAAAAUGGCUUCGAUCUGCGUGUGCGCCUGGGCGAAUGGGAUGUCAACCAUGACGUGGAGUUCUUCCCCUACAUCGAACGCGAUGUGGUCUCUGUGCACAUCCAUCCCGAGUACUAUGCCGGCACUCUGGACAACGAUUUGGCCGUUCUGAAACUGGAUCAGCCCGUGGACUUCACCAAGAAUCCCCACAUCAGUCCCGCCUGUCUGCCCGACAAGUAUUCCGACUUCACUGGCGCCCGCUGCUGGACAACGGGAUGGGGCAAGGAUGCCUUUGGGGAGCACGGAAAGUACCAGAACAUCCUGAAGGAGGUGGAUGUGCCGAUUCUGUCGCACCAGCAGUGCGAGCAGCAGCUGAGGAACACCCGACUGGGCUAUAGCUACAAACUGAAUCCCGGAUUUGUGUGCGCCGGCGGAGAGGAGGGCAAGGAUGCCUGCAAGGGCGAUGGCGGUGGUCCUUUGGUCUGCGAUCGCAACGGAGCCAUGCACGUGGUGGGAGUGGUGUCCUGGGGCAUCGGAUGCGGUCAGGUUAAUGUGCCCGGCGUCUACGUCAAGGUCUCCGCCUAUCUGCCCUGGAUUCAACAGAUCACCCAGAGCUAUCAAUGAUUAACGGAGCAGCAGGAUGAAAAGAAAGAGGAGGAGCAGGAGGUGACUGGCUACCAGGCGAAUAUCUCUGGAACAUCCUCCUCCUCCGACGACGAAUUCGUUUUCCACUUCUAACAGAAGCC